Molecule: messenger RNA, 918 nt
Organism: Aspergillus viridinutans
Lineage: Eukaryota; Fungi; Ascomycota; Eurotiomycetes; Eurotiales; Aspergillaceae
Exons: 1
Coding region: 1-918 (305 amino acids)
Source: RefSeq, a predicted model, not a curated record
AUGAAGAUCGCUCCUUUCUGGGUCUCUAUUGCCCUAUUAGUUCCACCGGCUCUAGCAGACCUUACUGAAUCCAUAGCGAUAUCUGCUACGUCCACUACCUCUACUGCCGCCGCACCAACCUGUACAUCGUCCCUCAUCACCAGUCUCUGCAGCUACCCGGAACCAGGCCCAGACUUUGCCGUCGCCAGCGACAGCAGGGCCUCCUGCUGGGACUACUGUAACGCCCACCCGCCCUGCAACUUUGUUAUCUUCUCUGCCGGCAACCCUACCACGGGCACCGGCACGUGCUGGCUGUACCCGGGUGAAACCUUCGAUGCGAGCAAAGGUAGUUCGAAUUGCGCCAAUCCCACCCUGUCCGUCUACAACCAGCCCGUGUGUGCUGGCGGGAGCGCAACCACCACUGCUGGCGCCUGCACCGCCACCGCGACUCCCUCUGCUAUUGCCUCGGUCUGCGGGUACCCGGCGCCUGGUGACUGCUUUUACGAUUGUACUGCUAGUACGGGUGCACCGGACUGCUUGAGUCAAUGUGCAAAGGCCGAUUCCUGCAGCUAUGUCGUCUUUAAUCCGGAGAAUCCAGACAACUCGCCGUAUGCCUCGGGCAGUUGCUGGAUCUAUCCGAACGGCACAUUUAACGCUGGGUCUGCGACCGCUUGUAGUGGCGCUCCUAAGCAGUUUGUGUAUAACAACUUGUGUCCCAAGCCAUCGCCUUCAUCGUCCUCCCUUUCAUCAUCUGUCACGGAACGCUCUAGUGGCACUGGAAAUGCCGGCAAUACUACGGGCUCAACUACUAGCGCUGCUACGGGCUCAGGCAAUUCUACGGGCUCAACUACUAGCAGCAAGAAUUCUGCGCCUGCCGGCCUCUCGCUCACUAAUCCAUUGGCUAUAGGCGUGGCCAUGUUAAUAUGGCAGGCCCUUUAA